Trichoplusia ni (cabbage looper) is the source of this 1099-nucleotide messenger RNA. It is a transcript of the gene Tsen34, whose product is annotated as tRNA-splicing endonuclease subunit Sen34. The transcript has 6 exons. Gene Ontology annotation, biological process: tRNA-type intron splice site recognition and cleavage; tRNA splicing, via endonucleolytic cleavage and ligation. The record is from RefSeq and is a predicted model, not a curated record. The coding region runs from base 318 to 1076 and encodes 252 amino acids. Gene Ontology annotation, cellular component: tRNA-intron endonuclease complex. NCBI's taxonomy places the organism in Eukaryota, Metazoa, Arthropoda, Insecta, Lepidoptera, Noctuidae. Gene Ontology annotation, molecular function: tRNA-intron lyase activity; nucleic acid binding.
UUAAAACGGAUUUGGAGACCACAGCCAUACAGUGUUUUACUGAAAGUUUAUUUUGGUCUUGAGGGCUUUUUAAGUCUUGUAAUUCUCGAACUGAACUUUAUUUACCAGUCAACAUCAGUGCAUUGAUGCUGUCAACGUCACUAGUGACAUGUCUACCAACGAAAUACGAAUAUUUUGUAUACACAAAUACAUAGCGAAUAUUUUGAAGUAAAAUAAAAGAUAAAAUAAAAGCUGAACUAAACAUAUAUAAUUUAAAAUCACAUAUAAUGAAUAUACGAAGUUAAAGUAUUGUAUAUGAAAUAAUAGAUUCAUAUAAAAUGAUAUCACUUCAUGUAGAAAAGGGCAUUGCCUAUGUAUGGAAUUCUGAAGGACUACCUAUGGCUUUAAGGUCGGAAGAAGCUGCCUUGUUAGUAGAGAAGGGAAUCUGUAACUUAUUUGAAAUGCCAAAUUUAACAAAGAGGCCAUCAGAAGAAGAAAAACAAAUAAUUAACGAGCUUGAACAGACAGUUCUAUCAGAACAAACUGAAGCAUUGAAAAAGCGGAAAAUUGAACAGUUGUCACAAAAAAUAGAAAUUAUUGUCGCGGGCAAGAGACAAAAACUUCUAUCUAAAGGAGUUACAGAUAUUCAAUUAGACAAGCAAACAUUACUACAAGAGGAAAUAAACAAAUUGCCAAAAUUGGCUCCCACAUAUGUAUUGAUGCAUUUACCUACAGAACAUUACAUACCUACAGAAAAGCAAACACUUGGUAUAGAUGUUCUAAGUCCUAGUGUUGUGCAUGGAACAGGGGCCAUUAAAUACAAGAUAUUUAAAUAUUUAUGGGAGAAAGGACAUCAUGUAACAACUGGAUUUAAAUUUGGCUGUGAUUAUCUUUUGUAUCCAGGAGAUCCUGUUAGAUUCCAUGCAACAUAUAUGGUGAGGUGUAUUAAUGAUCAAACUUCUACACUCAGCCCUAAAGAAUUUGUAGCAUUCGGAAGAUUAUCUGUGGCAGUCAACAAACUGGCUGUAUUGGCCUUUUGCAACAGUCAUGGAAAAAUAGAGUGCCAAACACUGCAGUGGCACGAUAGUGUUAUAUGAAAAUAAAUAUUUUUAAGUCUAUA